Messenger RNA from Notodromas monacha, 1617 nucleotides. NCBI's taxonomy places the organism in Eukaryota, Metazoa, Arthropoda, Ostracoda, Podocopida, Cyprididae. The record is from the annotation of a GenBank genome assembly.
AUGGAGCAUUUGGAGAAGCAGGUUUCGCAUGUUAUAAUGGAACUGCGAACAAAUUAUGAGGACCUGUGUUUCGUUGGAAAUCUCGUGCGAGAAGAUAUGCUGGAAGCUGCGAUUGAGUUCCUGACGAAGGCGAGCGAUGAGUUGGUGCGGGUGAAGACAGGACUGACUGAAGACCGUGUCUGUGGCGAGCGAAGUUUCUCGCCAUUUCCUCUGGAGGACAGCAUGAUGGCAUCGUCGAUAUUUGAGAGGAAUGCAACAGUUCUGCAAUCGGGACAACUGCCGACUGAGAUUUUUGGAGAUUCUCGCAACGAACGUGGAGUUGUAGAAUGUCUUGAAGUCCCAACUCCAGAGACCAAUGACGAAAGUUCAGGUGACAGUGAGGACCUGUGUGAUGGACUGGCUUUUGACGACGAACCCAUGGAAGAGUCCUCAUUUGAGGAAAUCAGUGAGAGGGCCAGGAUGGACGAAACGAUGCUUUUGGAUCACAUACCUACUUCGUCCCGGAGAUCCGAAGAUCUGACCAAGACACCAUCGCGGUUUGCAAAAUCAUUGACGUCCAGUUCAGUAUCAUUAACGCCGUCAACAACAACGCGGAAGUGCGAAGGGAAGACGAAGUCCGGCGUUUUUUGCCAACGCAGUGCCAAGAAAGGAAGGAGCUUCUGCUUUCAGCACGACGACGGAAUAAAGCAGACAAUCAAAAUGCGAUGUGACCACAAUUUGGCGUAUUCGCCAAUUACUGUAUCUUUAAUGGCUCGUGUGGGAAAGCAGUGUGGGUUUUUUACCGACCUGAACGCGGUGGCGACAGGCCAGUGUUCGCACCAAAGAUUGGCUCAAGAUUGUAGAGAUGAUCGUCAUUUAGUGCAGCGAUUGAGUUUGCUCAAGUCAGUCAGGCGUCAUUCCGGUUGUGUCAACACCAUCUCCUGGAGUGAUGACGGGGAAUAUCUUUUGUCCGGCUCUGAUGAUCGGAAUGUCGUGGUUCUCAAAGCCUAUGAUUACCAAGUUCGUGAAGUGAUCGCUGUUCCCUGCUCGUCCAACAUAUUUUGUGCCAGGUUCAUGCCGGACACCGGAAACAUGAAGAUAGUUUCUUGUGCCGGAAGCGGGGUGAUUUGUCUCUCUGACAUCGGCGUCAUUUGUCGUCCAGAAUUGAGCCACUUCCUGUGUCACUCAGAAACUGCGUACGAAGUGCUUCCGUUGGACUCGAACUGCUUCUUCUCCUGCUCCGAGGACAAAACGGUGCGUUUCUUCGACGUGCGAGUGAACAACUCGUGCCACGACCGCGGGGACGCCGAGUGCAACAAGUCGGUGUUGUUGCGGUGCAGUCGUCCGGCGUCGACGAUCGCCCUGGAGCCCACGACCCGCGAUUACCUCGCCGUCGGCACCGGCGACUCUGCAGUGCGCAUCUACGAUCGCCGACGCCUCUCCCCGCUGUCGGCCGCCGAAGGCGUCGUUGCCAAGUUCACGGCCCGCGGCGGACGUGCCGCCACGAGGCGCCGAGAGAGUCGCGUCACGUCGCUGACUGAAACGCAGGUCCGAAAGAGGGACACGACGUCGACGUCGGUGUCACCGUCGACGUCGGUGUCGGUGAUGGCUAUUUCGUGUUCCCGAGUCAGGUUUUGA